Messenger RNA from Aspergillus fijiensis CBS 313.89, 1688 nucleotides. RefSeq names its product proteasome regulatory particle lid subunit RPN5. Gene Ontology annotation, cellular component: cytoplasm; proteasome regulatory particle, lid subcomplex; nuclear proteasome complex. The record is from RefSeq and is a predicted model, not a curated record. The coding region runs from base 141 to 1610 and encodes 489 amino acids. Lineage: Eukaryota; Fungi; Ascomycota; Eurotiomycetes; Eurotiales; Aspergillaceae. The transcript has 5 exons.
CAAUCCGCCUUCAUCAUAUCCUCCCAUCCCCAUCUUCUCGCCCAUUUCCACGUCCUCUUUGUGUGAUCAUACCCAAUACUCCUUAGAUACCCCUUUCUUCAGAUCUACAAUCUCUCUACUUACAGUGACGCCUCGUCACCAUGUCCGAAACCUUGUUGAAGCCGGAGAAGGACUUCUCCAAGGAUGCUGACAAGCUAAUCCCCGAGGCAGAGCAGCUUGCCAAGACUGAUGUGCAAGGUGCCAUUGACAAGCUUCUGGUGUUGGAGAAGCAGGCCAGACAGGCUUCCGAUCUGUCCACCACAUCCCGAAUCAUCGUUACAAUCGUCACAAUCAGCAAGGACUCCGGCGACUGGACCCUCCUGAACGACCAAGUGCUGCUGCUCUCGAAGAAGCAUGGUCAGCUCAAACAAGCUACAACGAAGAUGGUACAGGUGGUGAUGGGAUUCCUGGACGAGACCCCCAACCUGGAGGUCAAGCUCUCAGUCAUCUCCACGCUGCGGACGGUGACCGAGGGAAAGAUCUUCGUCGAAGUCGAGCGCGCCCGUGUCACCCGUAUCCUCUCCAACAUCAAGAAGACCCAAGGCGACCUCCAGGCGGCCGCCGAUAUCCUCUGCGAGCUGCAGGUAGAGACGUUCGGUUCGAUGAGCCGAAGAGAAAAGACAGAGUUCAUCCUGGAGCAAGUGGCCCUGUGCAUAGAGCGGGGUGACUGGACGCAGGCCACGAUCCUCAGCCGCAAGAUCAACAGGCGGUACUUCGCCCGCAAGCCGAAGAAGAGCGCCGAGGAGAUCGAGAAGCUGAAGAAAGAGGCCGAGGAGCGGGAGAAGACCCGCCAGCCCGAUGAGCCGCCGAUGGAGGUGGACGACGAUGUGACCGACCUGAAGCUGCGCUACUACGAACAACAGAUCAUCCUCGCCAACCACGACUACAAAUACCUGGACGUGUGCAAGCACUACCGUGAGGUGUUGGAUACGGACUCGGUUCAGAACAACCCCGAGCAGCUUCACGCGGUUCUUGCUCGCAUCGUGUACUACAUUGUCCUUUCGCCCUACGACAACGAACAGUCGGACCUCCUGCACCGGAUCCAGCAGGACUCGCGCCUGUCGUCGGUGCCCGUCGAGGCCCGCCUGGUGAAGCUCUUCACCAUCCACGAGCUGAUGCGGUGGCCGAUGGUGGCGGAGCAGUUCGGCCCGCACCUGUGCCAGACCGAUGUCUUCAAGGCGCAGCCGAGCCAGUCGGCGGAAGACCAGGCCCACCGACGGUGGCAGGAUCUCCGCAAGCGGGUGAUCGAGCACAACGUGCGGGUGGUGGCCAAGUACUACACGCGCAUCCAGAUGGGCCGGUUGACGGAGCUGCUGGACCUGGCAGAGGACGAGACGGAGAAGUACAUCAGCGAGCUGGUGACGUCCAAGACGAUCUACGCCAAGAUCGACCGUCCCGCACGGCUGGUCAACUUUUCGAAGCCGCGCGACGCGGACGACGUGCUGAACGAAUGGAGCAGCGACAUGAAGAGUCUGCUGGGACUGUUGGAGCGGAUUGAUCACCUGAUCACCAAGGAGGAGAUGAUGGCUCGGAUCCUUCCCACUCGGGGCGAGAAGGGCAAGGCUCGUUGAAAUAGUGGGAAACGAUGUACAACGAGAAAACCCGAUGUUAGAGGAUUAGGAAUGGUAUGACGAUUAUCUAUAGUAGUC